This is a messenger RNA of Trichosporon asahii var. asahii CBS 2479, 3147 nucleotides long. RefSeq lists its product as uncharacterized. NCBI's taxonomy places the organism in Eukaryota, Fungi, Basidiomycota, Tremellomycetes, Trichosporonales, Trichosporonaceae. The record is from RefSeq and is a predicted model, not a curated record. The coding region runs from base 1 to 3147 and encodes 1048 amino acids. The transcript has 6 exons.
AUGGUAGCGCCCGAAACGCCUCGUUCAAGCUUCGCAAGAAGGAUUGCCAAGGGCAAGGGGAGGGCGCGAGCUUCCUCCAGUGACAGCGACGGCGACGACUUCCUUGAGGAGCUCGCCGCCGAUGGCGGCUCCGACGAUGAGAGCGAAAACGGCUCCGACGACGACGAGCUGUGGCUCGACGACGGGAGCGAGGCCGCUAGGCUCGACAUCGAGGACACCAUCAAGGCUGCAGCGACCGUCAUCCAGACCCUUGCGUCUCUGGAGGACCGUCUCCGAGCCUGCGACGAGAUGGACGACAAGCUCGAUGCGAGGCUGGGACGCACGGCGCUGAAAAAGCGAGCUCGUCUGAGUGACCUGAAGCAAGUGGCUCAAGGCAAGGACGCCUUCGGGUGGAAGUCGGACCUCUACGUCGACGACACCAGCCCCAUCCCCAAGGCAGUCCAGCGCGUCGUCAACGUCAUCAGCCGAGCCCGCGCUCUGCACCCGUCCCCGGACAAGCGCGAGCAGCUCGACUCGGGUGGUCCGGCACGCCACAGCCGCGACAACGUCGACAUGACUACGGUCAUCGACAACAUGGCCAAGAAGGGUAUGCCGAGGAUCAUCCGGGAUCUCAUCGACCUGCAGGCCAUGUGUCCCGAGGUCGACAUCUCCGGCCUCGCCGCCUUCAUCAACCGGCUUGAGGCGAUGACGUCAGCUUCGGUGUCUCGCCGGUCUGUGUUCAGCAAGGGGCUGCGGCGGUACCUCGCCGAGAAGGAGGCCGGUGACCUCUUCUUGGACGGGAGCAACCCCGGAUUCGGCUGGCGCGCCGCGCUCCCCGAGUCGUCCAUCGAGCGCGUCAUCGCGUCCUACUCGGACCGUGACAUCGAGCUCAUCGAGUCCAUCGAGGAGAAGCUGAAGUCCGAUGCCGUCAAGUGGCGGGUGAAGCGGCUCGUCAAGAAGGUCCGCCAGCGCCUCAGCAAGCGCGACAAGAAGGCAGUCGAGCUCGUCUACAACGCCGACAGUGUCUGCACUCUUGUAUACGGCAGCGAGACCACGACGCGCGAGCUCGCGACACUGGUGUCUCGCGUAGUGUUGCGUUACUUGCUGCUCUGCGGGAAGCUCUGGGUCCUCGCCAAGCGCGACUUCAGCUCGGCAUGGCUCGACCCCAUCGCCGUGUUCAUGCACCUCGUGGAAUCCGUCGUCGUGGCGGGGUACGUGCGCUUCCGAGACAAAGAUGGGAAGCCUGAGCUCCUCGGCACCGUCGACCUGAUCUCGGGGCUUCCGCACAUUCGCGGGGGGCUGUCCGGAAGCUCGGGCAAAGUGACCUAUCUUGCGCACGAGCAGCACGGCCUUCCCGCGUCCAUGUACAAUGGCGACGAUGAUGACGACUCGUUCGGCAACCACGGGCACGAGUCCUUCCCAGUCAACCUCACCCGAGGUUCAUGGCCCUUUCCAACCAUGUGGGCUCACCUCUCGAGCCGGCAGCCGGCGCUGCAAAAGCUCGCCGACAAGCUCGCGCCUGUUGGCGUCCUCCAGAAGGUACAACUUCCGGACUUUGAGCCGACCAAGCAGAUGGAGGCGAUGUGGCGUCACAACCACGUCGACCCGCUCGAUGCCGUCGCUCGUGACCCGUCCCUGCCUCAGCGGAUGAAGGAGGGCCUCAAUUCUGCUGAGCAGGAGGUCAAGAACGCAGCGGCCGCUCGCCGCCAGCAACAAGCCGACGCCGACAAGACGGCCAAGGCUCAGGGCCGCCACCUCAUGGCCGGUAGGUGCGACACCUGCGGCAUCGCCCUGUUGAGCCAUGGGACAUGUGUGGCAUGCCGCCGCGAUGCCAAGCGCCUCGAGGGACAGCGCAAGCACCUCCAACGGUUCGAGCAAGCGCUGCGCAAGGCGAAGGAGCUCGGCUACGUGGGCAACGCCAAGCCAAUCGUGCGAGCCGCUGAGCCUAGGGCAAUCGUGCCUCGUCUGCCGGACGAACUCAAUGUGGGCUACGGCAUCCAGGCUGCGGCUGAGUUGCAGGAGACCUUCUUCAGCUUCGAGUGCGCUCGCUACCGACGAGUGCGUGAGAAAGGCUGGGCCGAGGGCACUGCCGACGCCUCGAUCUGCGACAUCUGUGUCCAUGUCGAGCGACGGAACAGCGAUGAGUUCCAGCGUCGGCCUGUCUGCUACCAGUGUGGCAUCGACAAGUGCAGGGAGUGGCGCAAGGGUCCCGUUUGGGCCGCCAUGAUCUGCUUGCCAUGCUGGACCUCGCACCUGGACGGACCGCAAGAGAGCUGGCACCUGCCUGUACCCGGGGUGCACAACGACCUGGGGAGUCUGGCGGUGGUGGCGCGACAGGGACGGCGUCGGCAGAGUCUGUAUGCGCCAUCACAGCACAUUGCACCGCCCGACCAAUGGCGACGAGCACAAGAGGCUCACGGCCUUGUCCAGAAGGCCGUGGCUGCCGCAGCCACCGACGCAAAGCCGGCCGACAUCAAGGAGGAGCUCGCCCGCCUCGUCGCAGCGCAGGGAGUGCAGGCCAGCGCCUCCUCGGCGACUCGCGUGUACGACAAACGGCCGACGGACGACUCCUUCGACCCGCGCGCCGUUACGUCGAGGUUUGGCGUCCCCGGCGUCUGCCUGUUUCCUCAAUGCGACUCGACGAAGCUGACGAACGGGUUCCCUGUUGUUACCAGGGUGGGCGGCCUAUGCGGCCCUCAUCAUUCGUUCAUCUCAAGGAAGUCGAACCAUGAUGUCAAACAGGCUAUGGUCCGCUGUCUUGUUGAAGUUUGCGAAGCGGAUCCCGUUGGCUCGCUCAAGGACGCCUUCGCGGCUGCAGUCAAGACAAAGCCAAGGGCAUCAAACACAACUGGAAGCCACGCAAUAAAAUUCACGUCUGUCUCGCAAACUGAUGCUUCCACUGGAAAGCCCAAAGCCAUAUUCAAGGAUAUCCAGACCGCUGGAGAUAGAUGUCCUGGUCUAUGGAUCAAUUACAUAUCGUCCUGUCGGCAGGUGCCCUCGAGCACUGCCCUCUACAUGGCAAUUGCACAGGACGUUUUUAGCCGAAGGUCGCAGCGGGUCGCUUUUUGUUAUCAAUUCUACCGCGCACGACGGAAUUCAUGCCUGUUCUCUCUUCCCUCUCUACCGCCUAUCGACGAUGCGACUGCAAGCUCGUUGGCCAAGACUUAG